Tetrahymena thermophila SB210 is the source of this 795-nucleotide messenger RNA. RefSeq names its product transmembrane protein, putative. NCBI's taxonomy places the organism in Eukaryota, Ciliophora, Oligohymenophorea, Hymenostomatida, Tetrahymenidae. The transcript has a single exon. The record is from RefSeq and is a predicted model, not a curated record.
AUGAACUUGCUCUUGAUCUACUUACCAAUAAAGAACCGUAUUGUAAAUGACUAUUAUCGUUUUUAUUUGUAGAAUUAAUAUUAUCAUAUGAAACUUUUGAAGCAGACGCUUUAGGAGUUUAUUAGUGAUCUAGCUAGCAUUAGCAUUGGCUACAUAUUUGGGUAGAACUCACACCUCCUAUAUUCAUAUAAUAGCUACUACUAUUACUACUACUGUUUUAUGAAUUAUUAGGAUGGUUUUUAGGUGAAGAAAUUGAUUAUCUUUAUUUAAGCUAAGCUAUUCUAGGAAAUUCUUUUUUUUAUAUAGAUGCUUAUGCAAUCUAAGAUGAAAAUGUUAACUAAGGCAGCUUACUUUCUUAAGACUAAGAUCUCCUCUAAAAUAGGCUCGAAGAUUAAACAUUACUCAAAAGUGUUUUUAUAUCGCUAGGAGAUUUUUAGCUUUUUGCGCUCUACAUACUUUCUUUACGGUAAUUUAAAUCUGAUUCUGUGUGAAGGAUAUCAUAAUUUGGUUUUUAAUAAUUACUAUAUUUCUCAUCACUUUAAUUUUUACUUGUAUUAUUAUCGUAAGUUCUAAAAUCAAUGGCGCUUUUUCUUUAUUUUAUAUUAGGCUUUUGACUAAAUUUUGAUUAUUUUAUAGUUUAAUUUGUUAGCAUUUGUUUAAAAUUGUUUGGCUCUGUUUAUGAUUCUAAAUUUGAAUGGAUAGUAGAUAAUCGACGAUCACCAUUGCUGGUUGAAGAAUUAGAUGUGUCUAAUAUAAAAUCUUAUUCAGAAAAUUUAAUUCUUUUAUCAGCUAUGA